AUGCAUAUGUGUUAUGAGAGACCCGGCUUGGUCACCGCCCUGAACGGAGGAGUUGGGUACGACAAGUGGGACCGGGACAGGGGCGGGGGAGGCGGCUCGGGCGGCGCCGGCAGCGGCGCAGGCGGCGCGUGGGCGGGUCGUGACCGCGAACGCGACCGCGAGCGCGAGCGACAGAUGCGCGCGCAUCAGAUGUCGCUCGCGCACGCCCCAGAGCCCGACGCCUCGUCGCUCUUUCCGGCACCAGUCAGGGUGACAGGCAGGCAGGACAGCGUGAGCCGACAGAUCCAGACUAAAUUGGGCGACUACCACCUAGCACAGUCGUUCAUUGACGAUCCCAGCAAGUCCAUUGGUAUCUGCGCGGAACCACCUAGCCCUGCGCCAUGCCCUCCGUCACGACGGGAAAGCGAGUUCAAGAAGCCGGCGCACGCACCACAGAACGGUGUGAGGAUACACCACCAGCGUUCCCAUAUCUCACACAACAAGAGCGAUGGCCCUGGUUCAACGGGAGCACCUGUUCACCGACCACCGCCACUUCGGAUACCCAACGGUGUUCAAUCACAACAUGCUAUCGAUAGCAGUCAACCGCCGAUAGAAAGUAUUUUAAAGGAGAUGAAGUCUUUACCAACGCCGUUGUCAGUCAUAGCAGCGACGCCGAGGAAAGAACUGGAUAACAAAUUUAUCUUUAAUCCUUACACAAAUAAGGUUCAAGAAAACCCCCAGUUGGUUUCCAACGAUCUCAAAACUCCCCUUCCUAAGCCUGGUUUAGACAACCGGAUAUCGAACUCAAGAAGUUCAGUUUCGCCUUCCUGUGAUGUGAACAAAGACCUCGGGUUAUCGGAAAGCGAUGAGGAAGUCGCCAACACGCAUGCGAUAGGACCGCCUAUCUCUCCGCUCGGAUCUGGCAGUCCUAGCUCAGGCAGUUCUUCUCCAUCCGAGGAUUCCGAAAGUGAAUCUUCGUCGGCGGAAUCCACAACACCGGCGCCAGCUCCGGCGGCGCCAGCCCCUACGCCCGCGCCCCCUCCUACGCAGCGUUCUUCGUGGUCUCUGUCAAACUUCGCACCGCCUCCAGCUCACCCGCCAGAGACUUAUGAUUCGGGAAAGGAACUCAGACAUGCCCUCGCCGACAUCAAAGGGAAGCCGCAAAGUCCGAUAUCGGAGAUGUCGGACUCGGAGACGUCGUCUCCGUCGCCAGGCGUGGUCAGACGACGGAAGUCCAUACCAAACCGAGUGUCUACAGCUUCUAGCGACGAGGAAACGUCUAGACAUUCCUCUACGGCCACAUCCCAACCUUCGGCGCCUUUGAAGCGUGGUCGGCCGCCCAAAGUGCGUCCUUCAGAGGAACGUCCCCCUAAGAAGCGCCGUGGCCGCCCUCCCAAGACGCGGCCUCCUACCCCGCCCCCCGCCACGCAGCACCUGCCGCCUCCUGAUCCACCCGCAGACAGUGACGUGGAACCUGACCCUCCACAACACCAAUCGCUUCAAGACAACAAGACGCAUAUCUUUCGCAGGGUUUUCACACCCAAGGCAAAAAGUGAUGAGGGUGGUGGCAAAGGUGGUAAGGGAGGGAAAGGUAAGGGAGGAAAAGGCAAGGGCCAGGUGACAAUAAUUGAGAGAACACCUGAAUCCGGCGCCGAUGAAGAAUCUAGACGACAUCGCUCUCGGUCUGUUGAGCGAAGGAAUGAAGAAGCUUUGGCUAGGGUAUCACCGCCACAGGAAGUCGAACGGAGAAUGGAAAGGCCAGAGCGGCGUCGCGAUAUAGAAAGACACGACCGACCUUCUGCCGAAAGGAUCUCCAACGAUAGAGUACCUUCAGACAGGAUACCUGAGCGAACGCCUAGCGAUCGAUUUCCUAAUCGGUUAUCUGAAAGAAGUUCCCAUGAACGGAUACCUUCUGAUCGGAUAACGAUGGAACGCACCUCAAAUGAUCGGAUACCGAUAGAACGUACCUCCAACGAUCGGAUACCGGAUCGACUCACCGUCGACAGGAUAUCUUUAGAUCGGACGUCAACGGAUCGGACAGUGUCAGACCGUUCGUCGUCAGCUAGCGAUCGGCGGUCGGUCGAUAGACUAUCGGGCGGGCUCUCCGAUCGCCUCGUCGAUCGACCUCCCUCGGAACGGUUACUGGGCGACAAAAUGGAGCGGUUAACGGUGCCCCACGAGCGGUUAUCGGGAGAGAGAACGUCAAACGAGAGGAUAGCGAGCGAAAAGGUUACGCACGAUCGCCAUUCUGACGCAAAAGCUCGGUUGCUGGACAACAAAAUGUCGAUAGACAGAUUGGCGGAGAGCAAGGUUUCGAUCGACAGGUCGGUCGAAACCAAAACCGAAAAGGCCGCGGGAGAGAAACCCGAACGGACGUACGUCAGAGCCGAGGCCGACGUCGGUUCCGGAAUCAAGUCCGGUCGAGGUUCCGAGAGGCUAGAGGAGGCAUCCUCUAACGUGUCGGAGCGCCGACGCCAGCGCCUGGUGGUGCGCGUGCCGCUGUCGCGCCUGCGCGCCGCCACGCUGCGCUCGCUGCAGCGCCCGCGCCGCGCCGCGCCCAAGCGGACCCCCACGCCGCACACCGACCAGAGCGGAGAGGUGGCAGCGACGAACCACGAGCGGACGGACACGUACACGGGACAGACACCCAUCUACUUCUCAUACUUCGAACGCUUGCCCGCCGACGCCCUUUCAGACGAAGAGAGGGACCACAAAUAUUACCUAGAAGAAGCGACCCGACUCCGUUCCGCGGCGGAGCGGUCCCAGGAGCCGCUACCGCGCGUGAUGCUGUACCUGGAGUCGGUGCUGUGCUUCGUACUCACGGGCCGCGUGCUCGAGCUCGAGCUCGACACCAAGGGCGCCUUCACCAUCUACCGUGAGACCAUCGAGUACAUUAAGUCCAUACACUCCAUGCCGCAGAGGUUUAGGGCCUCGCCGCACGACACCUUCAACAAACUGGACAUCUUGAGCCUACGAGUCCAAGCGCUGCUGUACCUGCGCAUGUUCAAGAUGUACAACCGCGAGGUGAAGGAGUACAACAAGAUAGUCAACGAGUACCAACAGAAGCCGGCGCUGGCGGAGUCGGUGUCGCCGCUGUCGCCGACGCCGUCUCCGGCGGGGUCCGUGGGGUCGGUGGGGUCGGGCUCGGCCUCGUCGGGCUACUGCUCGCUGGCGCACUCCGUGCCCGCGCACGCGCACCAGGCGCUGCUGCUGCUCAACAAGUACUACGCCUUCCUCUACGUCGCGCACGACCUGUGGGAGCAGGCCGACACGCUGUGCCGCCUACGGGCCAACCGGGAUCUGUUCAUAGCAGUAGACCGCAAGUGCGGUCCGCUCUCCCUGUCGUCGACGUUCAGACACCUCGUCCAAUAUGUUCGUCACGCCAUCUCACUGCUCAAGAGCGUUCCGAGGGAAUGA
Molecule: messenger RNA, 3396 nt
Organism: Arctia plantaginis
Lineage: Eukaryota; Metazoa; Arthropoda; Insecta; Lepidoptera; Erebidae
Source: the annotation of a GenBank genome assembly